This is a messenger RNA of Loa loa (African eye worm), 354 nucleotides long. RefSeq lists its product as hypothetical. The record is from RefSeq and is a predicted model, not a curated record. Lineage: Eukaryota; Metazoa; Nematoda; Chromadorea; Rhabditida; Onchocercidae. The transcript is spliced from 2 exons. The coding region runs from base 1 to 354 and encodes 117 amino acids.
AUGGUCUCUGUUACAGAACAUAAUGGAAGUUUGCGACAAGUGUCAUUAACGAGCCCGAGGACAAGUAACACAUGGAGAAACCAAAUGCAGCAUCGAAUUCUCGCGGUGUUUGUACGGUUGAAUGAAUUAAACACUCAAUUCCCCGAUUUAGUUCUGAAUUUCUCAACAGCGAAACUGAACUUCAAUAAGCCAUCGCAGCGCGUUGCCUUCACGAUCAGGUCAAGCAAGCUAACACUGCGCAAAGGGAUGCGUGCUGUUGCUCGAAUUAUGGAAAUUGUAAUUUUUUUAAAGAAUCAAAUAGACGUUCCACUUUUGUUGUCAUUUUCUGAAGAAAAAUUAAAGUCAGCACUUUGA